Messenger RNA from Acanthosepion pharaonis, 900 nucleotides. The record is from the annotation of a GenBank genome assembly. NCBI's taxonomy places the organism in Eukaryota, Metazoa, Mollusca, Cephalopoda, Sepiida, Sepiidae.
AUGAUCUUUGAAAGAUUUAUUCUCUAUGUAAUUAUACGGCUUUAUCUAUCUAUCUAUCUAUCUAUCUAUCUAUCUAUAUCUAUGCUUCUUCCCUAUCUAUCUAUGACUCUUCACGUCUAUAUCUCUUCACAUCUAUCUAAAUAUCUAUGUCUAUUCAUAUCUAUCUUAGUUUGUUCAUAUCUAUCUAUCUAUCUAUCUAUCUAUCUAUCUAUCUAUCUUGUAUGUUCAUAUCUAUCUAUCUAUCUAUCUAUCUAUCUAUCUAUCUAUCUAUCUAUCUGUCUGUCUUUUAAUUCUUUCUUUCUUUUUUCUUUCUUUCUUUCUUUCUUUCUUUCUUUCUUUCUAUCUAUCUAUCUGGUUUCUUGGGAAGUUGAUCUUAACAGGCAAGGACAGAUUGGGACUUGGCAUGUUCGACCAAUCCUUUUAUCCUUUUUUACACCUUCGUUCUUGUCUAUUUCCUCCGCCGUUCCCCUUUUCAAAGAAGAAGAACGUGAUGGUGACAUGUCUUCCACUUCCAUCUCAAUCUCCAUCUCUUGUUGCUGCAUUUUCUGGUGUUGCAUUUCCUGCUGCCGCAUUUCCUUUGCUGAAGUUACUGCACCUGUUGCUGCUGCUGUGGAUUCAGCUCCUGCAAUCGCUACACUACUUGCUGAUGCUGUUGUUGUUUGUGCAACUUCUGCUGCUUCUGCUGCCGCUGUAGUUGCUCCUUCUGUGGUUGUCGUUGCUUCUCUUGUUUCUGCGACUGCUGCUUUGAACCCUGCUUCUGCAGGUUAUCCACUCGUCCAUGAAGGACAUUCUGUUGAGGGAAAUAUCCCUACUAUCUAUCUAUCUAUCUAUCUACCUAUCUAUCUAUCUAUCUAUCUCCAUCCUAUUACUAUCUAUCUAUCUAUCUAUCUAUCUAUCUGA